AUGCCCGCUAAGGCGGUCAAGCGUGAGCAGAAGGGGGCUGCCUCGGCCCCCCCGCCCAUGAAAAGGGCAAAGGCGAAGGCUAAGCAGCCGGAGUCUGACCCUGCUGGUUCGGCAGGAGGUGCGCAGCCGGAGGCGCCGCCGGAGACCAACCAAGUCGUGGGCCCGACGCUGGACAUCAUCACCGAUGCUUUGAACGCCAUCAAGGGGUCGCCAUUCUUCGCCGACCUCGAGAAGAAAAUGCCGCUGACCAUCGCCCAGGGCGGUCGCCAGGCGCCGUUCGUGAAGGAGGAUUGUUCUGAUGCCCUCAGCCGCGGAUCCCCCUACUCAUGUGGGUGCAACCUCUUCUGGCAGAACUUCUUCUGGAGCUCCAGCUACCGCACCCCUGUGAACAUGGGGCAGGUCAGGGAGAUCGUGAACUACCACCUUAAGAGCCCGCCAAAUGUCUUCCCCAUGAACACCGUCUUCGCGGUGGACAGCUCGGACAUGGACGUCGCUAAGCACCUGGGCAGUUUGCAGCGCCUCUCACCAAUCGAGCCGCAGCUGGCCUUGCUCAUGGCCAUCGCUGACGCGGUAAAGCAGCAGGCGGAGGACUCCAUCCUGUCAAAGUGGAUGCAGGUCGUGCUUUCGGCGCCAGUGACGUUCGAGGUGGUGUUGCCAGGUGACAUGCGGUAUUGGCGCGCCCAGAACAUUCGGCAGGAGUGGAUCGAGCAUGGGGAGACAGCCCAACUCACCGCGAGGCAAUGGGUGUACGACAUCGUCGGGUUCAAGGCGGCGAAGGAAAAAGAGCUGGAGAAAACGUUGGGCGCCAAGGACCGGCUGCUGUCCCUGGAGGCGUCCAAUCGGUGCCUUGUCUGGGCGGACGAGAACCUGAUGAACAAGUCCCCGUGGAAUAGCCUCUACGCGAUGCACGCUGUGGUCGAGCGCGCGUCGACCCCCAACAAGAUCGAUUGGGCGAUGAUGGGCCUCACGGAUCAUUACCGCAUGGCGCCCCGGGGGGGUCAGAACCACCAGGACUUCAUCAACUUAGGCGAGUUCGGUGUCAGCAAGCUCAGGGACUACAGGCAGAGCUACGUUGAAAUCUUGAACAUGAAAUACGACGUGAAGAACGAGCUCUUGUUCAAGUGGCUUCCGCGCACUGGCAUCCCAACCGAACACGUCACAUUGAUGCAAGAGAAGAUGAAUACCUUCGACGCGGUGCGGACGUACGUCAGUUCCUACCCAGGGGGGGUAGUCGAUACCACGUGGCAGGCUCUGAUUAGUGUUGGUGGCAAGCAGUCGGCUGUUUCGGCUGUCACGCUCAUCGAGGAGUUGGUGUACACAACCGAGUUCGACUCUCGCUACAGGAACGCCGUCCAGUCGAAGCUCGAGGCGGCGGAUUUUCUCGCCUACGAAUCGAUCUCCACGCGCAUGAACGAAGUCAUCGAGAUGGUGCGGAGGGAGAACAAUGGGGGGCAUGGUACUACUGACACGCCGGCCGCGGCUGGAAGUGGCACGGGCACCCCUGCAGCUGCCGGGGCUGACAACCCUGCGGGGCAGAUGACCGCAGUGGCGGGCGACAGGCCCGCGGAGUUGAAAAACUUCGACAAGCUGCCAGAGAUGGACAAAACGAGUUGGAACAAAUUCAUCGACAAGCUCAUUCGCACGUACGUUCAGAUCGUGCCCGACCAGAAAACGGCGGCCGAGCUGGAGACCAUGCUCCGGGACUCCGCGCUCGCCACCAUCAAGGGUGACCCCACGGGGCUGGUGCUGUACCACUUCGACGUGAAGCAGUUCGGCGAGCCGCUCACCAGGCCUGAGCUGCGCAUUGCGCCCCUCAGGGAUGGCCCGUACCACCGCCUCGUGCGGACGAUGCUGAACGCGAGGGCGCCUCAGGGGCAACUAGCCCAUCUCCGCAAUGGGGAGGUCGCAGUGAUUUUGGACGGCGGGCGGAGGGGCAACGCGACCAAGUUGCUCGGGCCGUGGAAGGAGAACACCAUCGAGACGAAGAAGGAUACACCGCCGAGCAAGGGGCGCGGCUGCGAUGAGCCCGACGAUGACGAUGAUAAGGAGGAUGACGACAACAGCGACGCUGAGAAGAAGGCCGGCUUCAAAGCUUCGAUCAUCCAGCUCGCGUACACGGAGGAGAGCCUCAAGAAGCGCCGCAACAGGGUUCACGGAGGCACGGGGAGCUUGCAGCAGGUAGAGUGGGUGCACAUGUUGGCGCACUCGCGCAUUUCGGUCCCUGAGCGGCGCCGCAAGCACUUCGAGGGCAGCACCGCGGGGGAUCUGAUCAACGGCAUCGAGCUCCCAGAGUUGAGCAAGGAAUGGCACGUGACGUGGAAAGACAAAAAGGCAAUAUACGGGAAGCGCAAUCUGAUUGCGGUGGGGGGCAAAACAGAGGGCAUUCAAGGCGAGGCCGAGCGGAAAACCGACUCUACCGUUGUCCCCAUUUCCUACCACGGCAUGCCGCUUCUCUUCUACAAAGAGCUGCUGCACAUGUUCUUUGUCAAAUGCGUCCUCGACAUGACCCCGCUCAACGCGAAAUUCGCGUGGGCUUGUCUCGAGGAGAGGGUCGCAUACGUCGGGGUGGCCUUCACGAAAGAACACAUGGAGAAAAUCUACCUCCACCUGGCGGAGCUCGUGAAGAGCGCGAUGGCGGAUCCUGGGUCCAAGCUGUUCAACAAGGAGUACGCGAAAGCUGUCGGCAAGGAGGUGGCGCCGACGUCUGUCGGGCAAUUCGCCGACGGCAGCGAGCUGCGGCAGGGGCUGGCGGCCCCUGCCGCAGCUCACUGCCGACCUCGAGCUGCGGUAGGUCUGUCGGGCAAGUCGCCGAGGGCACCGCAGCUCACUGCCGACCUCGAGCUGCGGUCGGCAGUGAGCUGCGGUGCCCUCGGCGACUUGCCCGACAGACCUCUCCUACCGCAGCUCGAGGUCGGCAGCGAGCUGUGGCGGUGGCUACCGCAGCUCGCUGCCGUCGGCGAAUUGCGCGACAGACCUUUCCUACCGCAGCUCGAGGUCCUGAAGUUGGGAUCUGAUUUCUCGGGCGUCGAGACGGCGUCCGUGGCCAUGAAGCGCAUGGGCAUCAGUCAUUCCCUCGAGUUCGUGAGCGAGUCUGAUUCGGCGUGCAUGUCAGUCAUCAAGAAGAACCACCAGCCGGCGCACGCGUUCUCGAACAUACUGGAGCGUACGGCCGCGGAGGAGACUUACGCCGACGUGUACGUGUGGACCCCUCCUUGCCAAGACUUCUCUGCUGGCGGCAAACAGGAGGGCGUCAGCGGCGAGCGCCGCACGGGGGACCUGAUCAAGAAGAGCAUGCAGUUCAUAAAGAACAAACGGCCCCGCCUGACCAUCUUCGAGAACGUCCCGACCCUCAUGACCAAAAAGUUCGCCCGCAUCCUCAAGGGCAUCGAGGAAGCGCAGAAGAAGCUUGGCUACGUCGUUCACGUGAAGAAGCUGAACAGCAAGGACUUUGGAGUUCCCCAGUCGAGGGAGCGCGUCUAUGUUGUCGGCGUGCGGCAGGACAGCGAGAUGCAUCCGUUCACGUGGCCGCAGAAGCAGGCGACGCCUCCAGUGACUUCCAUCCUGGAGCCCAAGCGUGCGACCGACGUGGCAGGUCGGCUCCCCAGCAGCAAGCGCAGCCGGGACCUGUGCAAGGCCGCCUACAAGAAAGUCUGCAAGAAGAAGACGGGGGUGGACCCGCGCGUGACCCCAGUGAUGGUCGACAUCGACUGCUCCGAGAGGUUCGCCACGCACGGGAUCAACAUCGCCAGGACCCUCACCAAAACCCGUGGCCAGAACGGAGGUCCGUGGGUCUCCAGCCGCGGGCGGCGGGUGACGCUGCAUGAGAUGAUGCGGCUUCAGGGUUUCGCCAAGAAGGACAUUCCACAGGCUGAGCUCAACCUGUCGGACCACCAGAUCGGCGGCAUGGUCGGCAACGCAGUCAGCGUGCAUACCAUGGGCGCCAUUUUGUCGGAGGGGCUCCACAGCGCCGGGCUGACGAAGACGAAGGCUGCCAACUUCGCCAAGCACGAUCGGAACCCAACUCACAGGGCUGCUGCUGCGGCUUAUGCGCAGAUGCAGGCUCAGCAGCGUUUGGCUCCGUCUCAUUCGCAGAUGCAGGCUCAGCAGAGUUCGGCUGCAUCGGCUGAGUUUCUGCAAUGCCCCAGCGAGUCUGACUUCCUGGACGUCGUGAAGCUGGUCGGCAAUGGGUGCGGCCUCGAGACCAGAAAGCACCGUAGAAUAUUGUGGUGCUUGCAGCAGGUGUUGGCGUUCAGCUUGUCUAUCACUGCUUUAUUUGGCAGCUCACGCAGAUGUUUGUCAACGUUUGGCUACGCGAGCAUGAUGCUGAAAUUGUUGAAGAUUCCGAUUGUUUGGCAGCUUGAUGGGGACAGUUAUCAUAUCGGGGACGAGGCCGGUGUCCAGGCAGAUAUCAUUGACAAUUGCAUCGCCAGGAUGCGCUCCUACAUCGUUCUUUCGCGAGCGGCUCUGAAGGCCGAGUUCCCCACUUUCGAACUGGCCCAGGCCUGGCGCGUGUUCGAUUUGAAGAGCCCCCCCAACAAGCCCGAGCAGGAUUUGCAAAGGAUCGCACAGUCGGGCGGGCGGCAAUGGGGGGUGGCCCAAGCAAGGGGGUGA
Prorocentrum cordatum is the source of this 4611-nucleotide messenger RNA. NCBI's taxonomy places the organism in Eukaryota, Dinophyceae, Prorocentrales, Prorocentraceae. The record is from the annotation of a GenBank genome assembly.